AUGGCGGCCCAAGCAAUAAUAGAUCCACCGUGUUGUAUGUGCUCGUUCGCGAGAGGUCGUGAAGAAAAGGAGUUCACGGCUUUAGAAGGUAUGCCGGGAGGUUCGAUUAAGCUUAUGAGGGAGAUGCCAACAUCAGCGCUGACGAGGUGCAAGGCCGGGAGUUUGGAGCCGGGACAUCAUCAUACUUUUGGUCACGAUGCUGUGGUGAUAAAGGGGAGAUUGACGGUGUGGAAUUUGACGAAAGGGGAAAAGUACGAUUUGGGGCCCGGAGAUUAUUGGUUUACUCCGGCGAGAGAUGUGCACAGGGUGAAGUAUUAUGAGGAUACUGAGCUUUUUAUAAAGUGGGAUGGGCUUUGGGACUUUUUCAUCGAUGAAGAUAGGGACGCUGCCAAUGCUGCCAUUGAUGCUGAGAAAAAUGCUGCUGCACCUUAG
Striga asiatica is the source of this 432-nucleotide messenger RNA. The record is from the annotation of a GenBank genome assembly. Lineage: Eukaryota; Viridiplantae; Streptophyta; Magnoliopsida; Lamiales; Orobanchaceae.